Molecule: messenger RNA, 1557 nt
Organism: Phytophthora nicotianae INRA-310
Lineage: Eukaryota; Oomycota; Peronosporomycetes; Peronosporales; Peronosporaceae
Exons: 4
Coding region: 1-1557 (518 amino acids)
Source: RefSeq, a predicted model, not a curated record
AUGGACGACAACCUCCUCGCUACCCCCGCCCCAAGGCCGACUUUCUCGCCCAGGCAGAUUGCUGCCUUCUACUUCAAGCCCUGCCUGGACGAGGGGGGAGAGGCAACGGGAUAUUACGCCUGCAAGACCUGCGCUAAGCGCCGCAAGCACGCGCUCAAGUCGGGCUACAGUAACUUGGUGUCGCACGUGCGUCCAGCGCAUCCCAACGACGAGAGCGACAUGCGCGACGCCAGUGUUGCUGCGACGGGGACCCUGUUGCCAUGGGUCACUCAGAAAGACUCGAACCGCUACGCGUGGUUGCGCUGGGUUGUCACUGGCAAUUUGCCUCUGUCAUUCUGCGAAUCCAAGGAAACGCGACAGUACACGAAGCUAAAUCCCAUGUCUGUGGAGACACUGACGGCCACUAUGGAGGCUGUGACCAAGGCCGUGGAGAAGAAGCUCGGGGCCUCUAUGCCCGAGCAUUUUGGUCUCAUCCUCGACGGCUGGACGCACAAGACGGAGCACUACAUGGCGGUCUACGGCUGCUUCGAGACGGCCUCCGGUCCUCAGUACCCACUGCUGUCGCUAGCGCCUGUCAUGGAUCAGCCUGACGACCAUCUGAGUGCUGACGGCCAUCUGACGGCAAUCAAGCGAUUUCUCCCUUUUUUUGGUAAGUCGAUAUCCGGUUGUCUCUUCCUCGUAGGCGACAACUGCACCGUAAACAAGCGGCUGGCGAACCUACUUGGCUUACCGUUAAUCGGCUGCGCUAGCCACAGGCUCAACUUGGCGGUGCGGGACUACCUGGAGCCCCACGACAUUAUUCUUGAAAAAGUGCAGCAGCUUAUGCGUAAGUUGCGCACUCUCAAGCAAGCGGCCAAGUUGCGUGCCAAGACACCAUUGGUUGCUGUCCUCAGACAGGACACGCGGUGGUCGUCGACAUUUGCAAUGCUCAAGCGCUAUUGCAAGCUGCGCGAGUGCAUUUCGGCCGACGACGAGGAGCUCGCGGACCUCCUUCCGUCGCGUGGGGACCAUCGCAAGCUGGACGCGCUGCUGGCGAGCCUCCAGGACGUCGCGUCAGUGUCCAAGCACCUGCAGAGUGACGGGUUGACGCUACUGGACGCACGUGUCCUUUUCGACGAGCUCAUUAAGAGCCAUCCGUCAUUCACGAAGUAUCUCGCCGCUGAUGCAGAUAUUGUCCACUCCACCGUGUUCGAGCAAGCGGUCGUCAAGGUGCUGGACGACCAGGCGAGCCUGCUGACCGAUGGCGAAGUCUCUGCGCUGGACCCCUUCAAGCGCACGCAGGCCGCUGGGGGAGGAACAGAGCGCGCGCCGGCGGACAAGGAAGGCUUUGCUGUGCGUACUCUUAAGCGGCGCAAGACAGCUGACGCGCCGGCCACCUACGUGCUUCUGGAGGCGAUUCCGCCAACGUCCAACAUCGUCGAGAGGCUCUUCAGCGUGGCGCGCGCUGUACUGCGCCAUGAGCGUCACCGCAUCUCUCCCAUGAUGCUGGAGAUGAUCCUGUUCCUGAAGAUCAACAGCUCUAGAUGGAAUGUAGCGACGGUGGAGCAGUGCCUGUAA